This is a messenger RNA of Scleropages formosus (Asian bonytongue), 4211 nucleotides long. Its product is annotated as protocadherin-17-like. The transcript has 4 exons. The coding region runs from base 196 to 3582 and encodes 1128 amino acids. Gene Ontology annotation, molecular function: calcium ion binding. Lineage: Eukaryota; Metazoa; Chordata; Actinopteri; Osteoglossiformes; Osteoglossidae. Gene Ontology annotation, cellular component: plasma membrane. The record is from RefSeq and is a predicted model, not a curated record. Gene Ontology annotation, biological process: homophilic cell-cell adhesion.
AACGAGGGAAAAAAGCAACGGAGAAAAAGAAGAAAGGAACCUUAUGCCUCACUUAGCUGUAUUUUACUGGUACACUGUAUGUGUCUGAUGACUAUUAAAGGUGGACGUUUCCAGUACGCUGAGCAGAUCAACAGGUCGAAAUAGUAGUUCAAAAAAAAAAAAAGCUGACAUCUCAAUUUGAGACUCAAAGGUGGGAUGUAUCUUUCCAUUUUUUACUUCCUCAUGCUGUGGGCUCAAGCCCUGACUUUAAAAAAUCUAAAUUAUUCUGUUCCGGAAGAGCAGGGUCCCGGCACCGUUAUUGGGAACAUUGCCAAAGAUGCCCGACUUGGCCCCGGGGAGCGGGGAAAGAAGUCCAACUUCAGGGUGCUGGAGAAUUCAGCCCCACAUCUCAUUGAUGUGGACCCAGAAAGUGGACUUCUGUACACUAAGCAGAGGAUUGACAGGGAGACGCUAUGUCGACGAAUCCCCAAGUGCCAGCUCUCCAUGGAGGUCUUUGCCAACGACAAAGAGAUAUGCAUGAUCAAGGUGGACAUCCAGGACAUCAACGAUAACUCACCCAGCUUUCCUUCAGACCAGAUAGACAUUGAUAUCUCUGAGAAUGCAGCUCCAGGAACCCGCUUCCCACUCACAAGCGCACAUGACCCAGACUCGGGAGAAAAUGGGUUAAAAACCUACCAGCUCACUCGUGACGAUUACAAUAUCUUCUCUUUAGAUGUAAAAUCAAGAGGAGAUGGGACAAAAUUUCCGGAACUAGUAAUUCAGAGGUCUUUAGACAGGGAGGAACGAAGCCAUCACACCCUAAUACUAACAGCAACGGAUGGAGGGGAAUAUCCAAGAUCAGGGACCAUGCAGAUCAAUGUUAGAGUUAUGGAUUCAAAUGAUAACAGUCCAGUGUUUGAACAGCCUUCAUAUGUGGUAGAGAUUCCUGAAAAUGCACCCAUAGGAAAAGUUUUAUUAGAUCUGAAUGCCACAGACCCAGAUGAAGGGAGCAAUGGACAGGUGGUUUAUUCUUUCAGUGGUUACACACCAGACAGAAUAAGAGAGUUGUUUGCAGUUGACCCCAGAACAGGGGUUAUAAAGAUUCAGGGGGAAAUUGACUAUGAAGAAAGUCCAAUAAUGGAGAUUGAUGUUCAGGCAAAGGAUCUAGGACCAAACCCAAUCCCCGGCCACUGUAAAGUCACUGUUAAAGUGGUUGACAGGAAUGACAAUUGGCCAUCGAUAGGUUUUGUUUCUGUCCGGCAGGGGGCCGUCAGCGAAGCUGCCCCUCCGGGGACAGUCAUCGCUUUGGUGAGAGUGACUGACAAAGAUUCAGGGAGGAAUGGACAGCCUCAGUGCAGGGUGCUUGGAAAUGUACCUUUCAAGCUGGAGGAAAAUUAUGACAAUUUUUACACUGUAGUUACGGACAGACCUUUAGACAGAGAGGUGCAAGAUGAGUACAAUGUGACAAUAGUGGCUAAAGACAAUGGGAUCCCACCAUUGAAUUCCUCAAAAUCAUUCACAGUAAAAAUCUUGGAUGAAAAUGACAAUGCCCCUCGUUUCACCAAAGCAGUGUACCUCCUACAGGUGCCAGAGAAUAAUAUCCCAGGGGAGUAUUUAGGCUCUGUUUUGGCCCAUGAUCCAGACCUUGGUCAAAAUGGAACUGUUUCUUAUUCCAUUUUGCCAUCAAAUGUUGGAGAUGUGUCUAUUUACACAUAUGUAUCUGUCAAUCCCACAAAUGGUGCAAUAUAUGCUUUAAGAUCAUUCAAUUAUGAGCAAACAAAGUAUUUUGAAUUUAAGGUCCUGGCAAAAGAUUCAGGAUCCCCUCACCUGGAAAGUAAUGCCACUGUCAGGGUCAGUGUACUAGAUGUCAAUGACAAUGCCCCAGUCAUAGUCCUACCCCUUUUACAGAAUGACACAGCUGAGAUUCAUGUUCCCAGAAAUGUGGGUGUUGGGCACAUUGUGACCACAGUGAGAGCUGUAGACAACGAUUACGGAGAAAGCGGUCGCCUGACUUAUGAGAUUUCCGAUGGGAACGAAGAUCACUUGUUUGAGAUUGACGCGGUCACUGGUGAGAUCAGGAUCGUGCAUCCUUUCUGGGAGGAUGUGACCCCGGUUGUCGAGCUCAUCAUUAAGGUGAUCGACCAUGGGAAGCCCACCCUUUCCGCCGUGGCUAAGCUCAUCAUCAAGGCUUACUCAGGCCCCCUUCCGGAAGGGGAGCCCAGGAUCAAUGAGGAGCAGCACAGCUGGGACAUGUCUCUACCCCUCAUAGUCACCCUGAGCAUCGUCUCCAUCAUGCUUCUGGCAGCCAUGAUCACCAUCGCUGUCAAGUGCAAGCAGGAGAACAAGGAGAUCAGGACUUACAACUGCCGGAUUGCCGAGUACUCCCACCCCCAGCUGGGAAAGGGCAAGAAGAAGAAGAUUAACAAGAAUGACAUCAUGCUGGUGCAGAGCGAGGUGGAGGAGAGGGACGCCAUGAACGUCAUGAACGUGGUGAGCAGCCCUUCCCUCGCCACGUCCCCCAUGUAUUUUAAUUACCAGACACGGCUGCCCCUCAGUUCACCGAGGUCAGAGGUCAUGUACCUCAAGCCCACGUCCAACAACCUGACUGUUCCUCAAGGACACGUGGGCUGUCACACGAGCUUCACGGGGACUGUGACUAACACCACCGAGACUCCAGUUAAUAGGAUGUCAAUAAUUCAGACAGAUAAUUUUCCGCCCGAGCCCAAUUACAUGGGUAGCAGGCAGCAGUUUGUUCAAAGCAGCUCCACGUUCAAGGACCCGGAGCGGGUGAGCCUGCGGGACAGUGGACACGGCGACAGCGACCAGGCCGACAGCGACCAGGACACGAACAAGGGCUCUUGCUGUGACAUGUCCAACAAGGAGGUGCUCAGAAUAAAGGCGAGCCUCGCAAAACCUCAGCCACUUGAGCAGGAACAAGAGGAGUGCGUUAAUUGCACAGAUGAGUGCCGAGUGCUAGGACAUUCCGAUAGGUGCUGGAUGCCUCAGUUUCCGACAGGUAACCAGGCAGAAGGCACUGACUAUCGCACCAACCUUUUCGUACCAGCAGGGAUGGAGGCCGUGGUGGACACGGAGACUUAUGAGACAGUCAACCCCAAUGGGAAAAAGACUUUCUGCACCUUUGGGAAGGAGAGGCGGGACCACACUGUGCUGGUGGCGAACGUCAAGCCUUACCUGAAAGCCAAGCGUGCCCUCAGCCCCUUGCUGCAAGAGGUCCCUUCUGCGUCUAGUAGCCCUACCAAACUGUGCACAUCUCCAUGCACGUCCAGCACAGCUCUCAUGGAGCCUACUGACAGCAAGGCCAGGAGCAGCCAGUAUGGACCGCCUGAUGGCCAGUACUUAUCACCAAAUAAGCAGCUGAAAGACUCUCCAUAUCUGCCAUCGGAACCAAUGGGCAAGGCCCUGGUGGACGGCCAUUCUCGCAUGGGACAGGACCACGGUGAAAUGGACCGUGUGCUGGAUCACCUAGAACGUGGCAACCCCGAGCAUCACCGAGAUGGCAUGGAGGCGGACCAGGUAGUCCGGGACAUUGAUAAGCUUUUGCAGGAUUGCAGAGGGAGUGAUGGCACGCCAACAAGGAAAUGAAAGAAAAACCUUAGAGCUCACACAUGCAGGGCUUAAAAAUAAUUAAUAAAAAAACACAAAUAUUACUUAAAAAUAAUAUUUUAAAGAAGGAACAAUGUUUGGGGAGAAUUAGGCUAUUUAUGGAACUAAAUUCUUUGGAAAAGACAGAGGAAGCCAGCUGCCUCUGGCUUCUAUAUUUCAAGUGCCCACCAGCUCAUAAUGAUUUCACGUCAGUCUGUCCUUCACCCCUUCACACAUGGCAGAAGGCUAAGGGACAUCCAUGAUGAUGAUGGAAAGAGCGAUAGUUUAAUAUGACAGUCGGUGCAAAGUCGGGGGCAUUGCGGACACACAGAGUCUAAAUGAAGAGACAAGGACACGUGCCACUGGACUUUUCUGAUUUUGUGCUAAUGCUCUUUGAAGUGCAGAACGACAUCAUGAAUCUAUGAGGGGUUGAGGGCAAUAAGAAAAAUGUAACUGUUCAUCACUUGCCAUUAAUAGUCACGUGUGUAAACUGUGUUUCCCUCUAUUUAUCUGACAUGUAGAACAUUCCAGGUUGGUGAAGCAGUAACAAGGCACCAUAGUUGUUGUGUAAGUGUUCAUUUUUCAUCAGUUUUCAAACUUUCAUGUAUUUGUAAGGUCUGUUGUCUAAC